This is a messenger RNA of Callithrix jacchus (white-tufted-ear marmoset), 2257 nucleotides long. It is a transcript of the gene PDLIM7, whose product is annotated as PDZ and LIM domain 7. Gene Ontology annotation, cellular component: stress fiber; adherens junction; filamentous actin. Gene Ontology annotation, biological process: muscle structure development; heart development; actin cytoskeleton organization. Gene Ontology annotation, molecular function: actin binding; muscle alpha-actinin binding. The record is from RefSeq and is a predicted model, not a curated record. NCBI's taxonomy places the organism in Eukaryota, Metazoa, Chordata, Mammalia, Primates, Cebidae.
AGGAUACCGACCCUCGUGGCGGCCCUGCGAAGCGAGUGUGAUCGCCCCAUUUUUCUGAGUAGGAAACGAAAGUUUAGAGACAAGGUCCCAGGUCCGUCCGGUAGGAAGGGCCGUUUUCCUUUCCCUCCGCCAGCGGGUGGUGCGAGGGACUGGGCGAGGCAGCGCCUUCCUAAAGAAGUGACCCGCAACCCCGCCCCUCCCGCCCCGGCUCCGCCCCGCCCGCCGCGGCUCCGCCCCACUGCCCGGACCGGGUCGGCGAGGCCUCGCAGCCCGAAGCCCGAGGGGACUUCGUGAUUGGGCGGGGCUGAAGAUCUGGGUGGGACUUUCCACCAGCGGAGGACGGCUGGUGGGCGUGGCCAUGUGAGGGCGUGAUCUGCUUCCCCGCCCCCUCCCGCGCCCUCAAAACGGAGGGCGGCUGCGGGGGCGGGGUCAGAUCGCUGGCGGCGGAUCUCAACGCGGCUCCCUGGAGCCUGACAGCGAGCAGCGCCCCGGCGGGGCCAAGCAGAAGCCGGCAUCAUGGAUUCCUUCAAGGUAGUGCUGGAGGGACCAGCACCUUGGGGCUUCCGGCUGCAAGGGGGCAAGGACUUCAAUAUGCCCCUCUCCAUUUCCCGGCUCACUCCUGGAGGCAAAGCAGCACAGGCUGGAGUGGCCGUUGGUGACUGGGUGCUGAGCAUCGAUGGCGAGAAUGCAGGGAGCCUCACACACAUCGAAGCUCAGAACAAGAUCCGGGCCUGUGGGGAACGCCUCAGCCUGGGCCUCAGCAGGGCCCAACCGGUUCAGAGCAAACCCCAGAAGGCCCCGGCCCCUGCCGCGGACCCCCCGCGGUACACCUUUGCACCCAGCGUCUCCCUCAACAAGACGGCCCGGCCCUUCGGGGCGCCCCCGCCCGCUGACAACGCCCCGCAGCAGAAUGGGUGCAGACCCCUGACAAGUCAACAGCCGCUCCGACCGCUGGUCCCAGAUGCCAGCAAGCAGCGGCUGAUGGAGAACACCGAGGACUGGCGGCCACGGCCUGGGACAGGCCAGUCGCGUUCCUUCCGCAUCCUUGCCCACCUCACAGGCACCGAGUUCAUGCAAGACCCGGAUGAGGAGCACCUGAAGAAAUCAAGGCAUCUCACAUGGGACCAGCAGGACCCAGGUUGGGGGGUAGGGCCAUGCCAGGACCCUCAGCCAGGCAGAGCCUUGAAUGGUAGAUCUUACAGCCAGGUGCCCAGGACAGAAGCCCCAGCCCCAGCCUCAUCUUCACCCCAGGAGCCCUGGCCUGCAGGCCCUACCACCCCCAGCCCCACCAGCCGCCCACCCUGGGCCGUGGACCCUGCAUUUGCGGAGCGCUAUGCCCCGGACAAAACGAGCACAGUGCUGACCCGGCACAGCCAGCCGGCCACGCCCACCCCACUGCAGAACCGCACCUCCAUCGUGCAGGCGGCCGCGGGAGCGGGCCCAGGAGGGGGUGGCAACAACAGCAAGACUCCUGUGUGUCACCAGUGCCACAAGGUCAUCCGGGGCCGCUACCUGGUGGCGCUGGGUCAUGCAUACCACCCCGAGGAGUUUGUGUGUAGCCAGUGUGGGAAGGUCCUGGAAGAGGGGGGCUUCUUCGAGGAGAAGGGCUCCAUCUUCUGCCCACCGUGCUAUGACGUGCGCUACGCACCCAGCUGCGCCAAGUGCAAGAAGAAGAUUACAGGCGAGAUCAUGCAUGCCCUGAAGAUGACCUGGCAUGUCCACUGCUUCACCUGCGCCGCCUGCAAGACGCCCAUCCGGAACAGGGCCUUCUACAUGGAGGAGGGCGCGCCCUACUGCGAGCGAGACUAUGAGAAGAUGUUUGGCACGAAAUGUCGUGGCUGUGACUUCAAGAUCGACGCCGGGGACCGCUUCCUGGAGGCGCUGGGCUUCAGCUGGCAUGACACGUGCUUUGUCUGUGCGAUAUGUCAGAUUAACCUUGAAGGAAAGACCUUCUACUCCAAGAAGGACAAGCCCCUCUGCAAGAGCCACGCCUUCUCCCAUGUAUGAGCCCCUUCUGCCCAUGGCUGCCAUGGCUGCCCCUAGCCUGAGGGGCCUGGAGUCAUGGCCUGGCAUUUCUGGGUAGGGCCAGCAACGGUUGCCUUAACCCUGGCUCCUGGCCCGAGCCUGGGGUUCCUUGGGCCCUGCCUCACCCCCCUUAUCCUUCCAUCCCACUCCCUUCACCACCACAGCACACUGGUGCUGGCCACACUGGCCCCCUUUCACCUCCAGUGCCACAAUAAACCUGUGCUCAGCUGUG